Messenger RNA from Melitaea cinxia (Glanville fritillary), 2650 nucleotides. RefSeq lists its product as uncharacterized. Gene Ontology annotation, biological process: regulation of DNA-templated transcription. The transcript is spliced from 10 exons. The record is from RefSeq and is a predicted model, not a curated record. Bases 76 to 2595 code for a protein of 839 amino acids. Gene Ontology annotation, molecular function: zinc ion binding; RNA polymerase II cis-regulatory region sequence-specific DNA binding; DNA-binding transcription factor activity, RNA polymerase II-specific. NCBI's taxonomy places the organism in Eukaryota, Metazoa, Arthropoda, Insecta, Lepidoptera, Nymphalidae. Gene Ontology annotation, cellular component: nucleus.
ACAUUAUAAAUGGCGUCUAUGUCUAAGCGGCAAUAAUACUAUUAUUGAUAUUGUGAAUGGUGAAGAAAUUAAAUAAUGGAUGGUUUUAUAAAUUCGAAGAUAGAAAAACAGACGAUAUACGAGAUAUAUCGAGCAUGUCGCCUGUGUGGUGCUGGUGCUGGCUACAAAAUGCCAAUAAUACAGAACGUUGUACAUUUAGACGGCGCCGAAGUCGAACUCAAACAGAAAAUUCGUGAAUGCGUUCAAAUAGAGGUUCAUCAAGAUGACAAAAUGCCACCUCUGAUAUGCGAACUGUGCGUUGAUAAAGUGAACGAUUUCUAUGAAUUUCUAGAAAUGUGCAGGCACACUAACAAGAGAACGAGGUUGAGAUUAGGCCUGCCUCAACAGGCGAUGCCUAGGGGAGCGGUAAGGCCUGACGCAGGAGACUGCAUCCUUGGAGUCACAGAACCCGUAUUUAUUAAUGAGGACUCCACCGAAAAUACGUUGAAAACUAGAAACAAGUCCAGUAAGAGUGGAAAGAACAAAAGAGACGAGAGGACUAAUAUAUCGAGUAGCUCAAAAAGAGAGAGCCGGGACAGUAGAGACAGUCGAACUGAAUCUCGAUCGCUGAGAAGCAAACAGCCCAGUCCACCGCGUCUUAGAGGCACUAAGAGGUACAACGAAGACGACGUUCUCCUGAGUAAGAUGCAGAAAUCAAAGAAAACAGAACAGCCCAAGUCGAUAUUGAAAAGAUCUAAUAUCAAAAUGGAGGAAGACUCGUACUUGACUCCAAGGAUGAAGCGUCCUCGUGAUAGAGACAUACAGGUCAAGAAGGAGAUACCGAGCAAGAGAGUCAAGUUGUUAAUAAAGACACUGCCCCCUAGGACUUUGAGAACAUCGAACGGCAGGAGCAAAUCACCGCCCCCGGUCCACAAAUGCAAAAUAUGCAAGGUGCAGUUCGACAACCACAGGUCGCUAAGUAACCACAUGAGAUCGCACGCAUAUGCUAAGCAUGCCGAUAAGAAGUCCAUCAGGAAACAUAAUAAAGACAUACAAUGCACGGACUGUAAGAAAACAUUCCCGAGGAAGACGUUGCUCAAUAUUCACAAAUGUCCGAAGCAAGGAGCUGACUGCAGUAACUGCAAUAAACAUUUCUACUCGCAGAAAAGUUUGAUAAGGCACAGAAUUACAUGUGUACAGAAGGAGAAAGAAGUAGUGAUAAGUCCCAAGAUCCGUCGCAUUCUGAAACCGCUACAGGUACGAGUGGCUCGCUGUGACCCCCUGCUCGAGAACGUGUCCGGAGAACAUUAUGAUGUCUCAGAUGUGCCUUAUGACUAUGGUCUAGACAAAAAUCUUAUAUACCCAAACAUAUCAAGCUUACGCAUUAAAAGUGAACCCGGAUACAUGGUGAACAUAAACGAUGAUAUCCGUCAAGCCUUUGAUGCAGACAAAUAUGUACACUGGGAUUCAGAGGACACAGAUAGUGAUGCAGAGCUCGACGUAUCGAAAACAGUCGAUAAUUUGACAUCUCUAUCACUAAAAACUAUAUUCUCGCCAAGAUUCCUUGGUAAAGUGCCGAAGAAACGUAGAAAAGUUAAAGCUGAAAAGGCGUUUGAUUCCAUUUUGAAUGUCAGCGAAUUCGAUACUGAGUUGAAUCGUGGUAUCAACGAUAUAAUCGACAGUUUGGAUGACACAAUUGAUGAAUCGGUCGAUAAAGUCGAUGUAUCGCUUAAUAAAUCAGUCGAUAAAAGUGGGGAUAAUGAUUCGUUAUUUGGUAACGACGACGCUCCAACAGUCAGUAAUGAUGAUUUUGAUUCAUUGUUUGAUAGAUCAAAUAAUAACGAUAAAGUUGAUUCGGAAUCAACGGCAAAGAGUAAUGAUGAAGCUAUUGCGAAAUCAAACAGUGAUGAAAAUGUAAAUGAAACUUCACCUAUAGAUAUAAGUUCAAAGUGUAAUAAAAUAGAGCUAGGUAAGCAAGAAAACGGUGAAGAAAUGAAAGAAGAAGAUAAUAAUUCAAAUAAAAAUUCAAUAGAAAACACUGAAAAAUCAGAAACUGUAAAUAUUCUACACGAUAAUACAGAUAUUGUAAAUAGUGAUAUAAGUAAUUGUAACGAAGAAGUGAAAUUAACACAAGAAAAUGAAACUAAUGGUUCUAAUGUUGCAAUACAAGUUACUAACAAAGAAGAAAAUACAGAAGAACCCACACAAAUUCAUACUGAAAAUGAAGUUACAGAAUCAGAUAGUAGUGAGAAAUUUAAUGAUACUGUAACUGGUAAAGUUACUGAAGCUAAUGAUACUUCAAUCAAUGAUAAUGAAAGUACAAAAGAAAAAGUUAGUGAGAAAAUUGAGGAAGACAAGGAUAAAACUGAACAUGUUAAUGGGAAUAGUGAUGAAAAAUUUAAUAUGGAUGAUUUAGAAGAUUUAAGUGAUGGGGAAAUGGACGAUAAGAGACUGAUGGAAGCUCUUGAUGCACAAAUUGGAGAAAAUGAGGCAGGUGAGAAAGUUACUGAGUCUGAAACUGAUGUAGACAGAACAUCGGACAAAACUCAACCGUCUUCAAUGAAAUCAGCCGAUCUAGAGAGUAUACCUGAUGAUGACUUUAACUUAAAUGAAUAAUCGUAAUAUUUUCUCAGGAAAGGGUUAUGUACUAUUAAAGAUAUAUUAAAAGAUA